This is a messenger RNA of Symbiodinium natans, 1400 nucleotides long. NCBI's taxonomy places the organism in Eukaryota, Dinophyceae, Suessiales, Symbiodiniaceae. The record is from the annotation of a GenBank genome assembly.
AUGAAGAUUGUGAGCCACAAAUUCCGGGUCGGCAUGGAUGCGGUUAAAUCCAAGUAUCCUGGGAUAGAUUUUGCUGAGGUCUACCAGGACUUUCAGACUGGAAUCCUGGACAACAUUAUCAUGCACACCACGCAACCAGAGGUUGCGGCUCCAGCAUGGUCCUUCGUCCGAAAGUGCGUGGCUGCGGCGAAUCUGAACCAGCAGAACAUGCAUAUCCAAGCUGCUGAGGAAGCUGCUCGAGAGGCAUGCGCGGUCUUCAAGCGAAAAGAAUCUCAGAAGGAUGAUGUGGGCGCCCUGCUCCUAGCAGGCAUGCAGGCGUACAAAGCCGAUUUGAAAGCUUACUUCUUGAAGAUGAAAGCACUCAUGGAACGGCGUGAUGCGGACAUGACGCAGUUGACCGCUAGAAAGCUCGAUGGCCUCCAGCAGGCGCUAUCUCGGCAGAAGGGCAGCAUCCUCUCUGCAGUGCCAAGCUCCAGCGUGGCGACGCUGGGGUCUUCUGAAGGUGACUCCGUUUGCGUUGUGGUUACAUCUGCCGCAACACGGGAUCUCACGGUGGAUCUCUUGACAAGCCUGGUGGCUGCCUCGGAGCCCAAGGGCUGUGUUGUGGUUUGCUUACCUCCGGCAUGGCAUCCCGAAGCUCGGAAGGCAGAACUCAUCAUCGCGGAAACAAUGAUGAAGACCGCAGCAACCAAGCUGCCGCUGCAGUUGAAGCAGCUUGGCGCCCUCUCCUCCGCCGUAGUGUUAUUGAACCACGAGAAGCAAGAUGUUGCAGAACAAGCUUCAGAGCUGCUAAAAAUGUUGCUUUCCUCCACAGCCAUGAGAACGGGGGCUCUGAACCUAACUGCUGCGGAGGAGGAGAAGCAAGUCCUUGAGCUUCUCGAGGGCUUGAAUGUUUUGCGUGCCGGGAAGAUGUUGGCGGUGCUGGACAUGCGGGGGCGUUUUGCUCUCAAUUUGGCCCGGCUUUUGCUGCCAGCUCCCCUCAAGUGCAUAUCUGACAACGCAGACUUGCGGAACAGCUUGGAGGCGCUGGAAAAAUCGAAGUUGCAGAAACGCAUCCUCAUCAAAACGGACAGCGACUUUGCGCUGGACACGAUUGCUGCCCAGCUGCCCACCACUCCAGAAGUGCCGGAAAUCCUUGCGGCAAUGGCUGUGUCCACCGGCAAGGCAGAUUACCAGAACCACAUUAUCCUCGAAGCUAGCAACGCCAAGCCCAGCAGCGCCGGGCAAACCAGCAGCUCGGAGAUGAGUCCCAACAUGUUCCUGCCCGCAUGCCUGGCCCAGAGCCAGGCAUGCAUCCGGCAUGACGUUUGCCUGGCCAACAGCCUGGCGGUUCCAAACGAAAAGGGUCUGUUUGCCAUGCGUAAGUUCGAAAAGGGUGAUGUGAUCAUGGUGUUGCCUCA